AUGAAUAAUAAUAGGCUAAUAUUAAAUAAUAUAAUUAAAAACAAUCACUAUAAUUUAUUAAAGAAUAAAUCAUUCAUUAAUAAACCAUUGAUAUCUGCAGUCAGCAAUGAAAUUAUUCAACAGCAUUUACAUAUUAAUAGAAACGAUAGGACUAGUAAAUUGAAAUCAUUCUAUUCUACUCCUAUUGCUUGGAGUCUAAAUAGAUUUAAUCAUGGAGAGAAUUCCAACCAACUAUUAUUAUCUCCCAAUACACAUAUUGGUAAUGUAAGAUUUAUAAGAAUGCAAUCUAAAUCGCUCAUCUCGAACGUGAUGAGAUCUUUGGUUACCACUGGAAUUGGUUUUGCUUCACUGGCACUCUAUAGUCUUUCUUUUACCGUUGAUUUUAUCAUGUCAACUGUAGGACCAAUCGGUGCAAUAUUAAUUGGAAGAUUAAUAUGGAAACUAUAUAACUAUCGUAAGCUUUAUAAUCAGUUGAUGAUAGACGUACAGAAACAUCGUGACAAGAUACAGCAGGUAACUAGAGCACCGUUCCAACUUCCCAGUAUCCAAGAGUGUGAUUUCGAUAAGAAGAAAGUGGUGCACUCUGAUGGCACCAAAGAAACAUUAUUUAAAUGUGUGUUCAACGUACCUGAUAAUGUAGCGAACGGUCAUCCCGCAACUGUCGAGGUGUUGGCAUUUAAAUCACCAUUCAACUUGAUUGAAAGCAAGAAGAAGAACAAACCAUUUAAAAAGGAUUUAGUGAUCUCUGCCAUCAAUCUUUACACCGCCUAUGGAAAAUCUUUUGUUGUCUAUGAAGCACCCACUCAACUAGUCGAAUCGUAUGUCAACCGAACUGCAUCCAAGAAUAUGCCAGUAGCUAAUGACUCUAGUUACUACGACACCAAAGACAUCAAAGAAGCAGAUAUCAUUAAUGAAAAGAAUUUUGAUAUCAAAAAUAAGAACAAAAAGAAUUAA
Heterostelium album PN500 is the source of this 954-nucleotide messenger RNA. RefSeq lists its product as uncharacterized. Bases 1 to 954 code for a protein of 317 amino acids. NCBI's taxonomy places the organism in Eukaryota, Evosea, Eumycetozoa, Acytosteliales, Acytosteliaceae. The record is from RefSeq and is a predicted model, not a curated record. The transcript has 2 exons.